Cucumis melo (muskmelon) is the source of this 525-nucleotide messenger RNA. RefSeq lists its product as uncharacterized. Bases 1 to 525 code for a protein of 174 amino acids. NCBI's taxonomy places the organism in Eukaryota, Viridiplantae, Streptophyta, Magnoliopsida, Cucurbitales, Cucurbitaceae. The record is from RefSeq and is a predicted model, not a curated record. The transcript is spliced from 5 exons.
AUGAAAAAGGAGAAGAGAAAGGUCAGAACGAGAACAAUUGAUCGGUUAAGAGCCGCAGGGAUCACUGGUUCAGAAAAACGACUGCCAAUAGGAAUUCAAACACUAUCAAGUUCUUCGGACAAGGUUUCAAAAAGUCGAGUUUACAGAAGGAAACUUGAAGAAAAAAAACAAAAAGAGGUUGAAGAAAAGGAAAAUAUUGAAAGCGAAAGCGAAGAAGAGGAACAAGGAGAAGAAGAUAAACAAGUAGAAGGAGAUAACGAUGAAGAAGGGGAGGGUGAGACAGCGGUAGAUGAAGAUUCAAGUUCAUGGACGAGUGAACAAAAUGAAAGACCAACGGAUAAUAAAAAGAGAAAAAAGACUACAGAAAAGGGAAAAAAGGUGAAGGCUAUUAAGAAGGAACAAAAGGCAAGAGAAGAUCAAAGAAGGAAGGGAAAAGCACUAGUGAAACCAGAAAAAUCAAGGUGUGGUAUUGUGAAUGUAACUCAUGUUCUGUAUUUGUGUAUUGUGAAUGAAGAGAUCAAAUGA